AUGAUGACAGUCCUACGAAGUGAUCUAGAUGCUGCAAAUGAGUACAAAGAUAAGUUAAAGGCCAAAUCUACAAAGCUUGAUAAGUUAUUGAAGAAUCAAAGGGACAGUGGAAACACUAAAGGUCUUGGAUUUGAGCAUGGAGAAAGCUCUGGUACUAUAAAUCAGGAUGAUACAUCCGGUCAGAAGAACAAUCAGGAGAAUCCACCAAUCAACUGGAAUCAAAGGUCAUCCAACUAUGUUAAUGAGGGUGAGGAAGAUUCUGAGAAGGCAGAAAGUGAUAAGGUUGAGGAUGAUAUGGAGGCCACAGAGGGCUCUAAAUCCUCCAAGAUGGAUACUAAUGCCCCUAAAUAUGAGACUAUCAAGGAUGAUAAUAAGAAUGCCUCCCCUUAUUCUAACACUUCCCCCCUGCAUAUCUCUGAGGAGGACAGGAGAAAGUCUGAGGGCAGGCAGACUGCUGCUAAAGGUGGAGAGAAGGAGGAGGUGGUGCAUUGUGCAGGUUGUAAUUCUAUCUCCAAGGACUUGAAUAGAGUGAAGAAGAAGUUUGACUAUCUAGCUUCCCAUGUCAACAAAAUUGGGAAAUUUACCAUUAAAGUCAUGCACUCCUCGGCCACUUCAAUGCGCUUGUUGCACCAGGAAAAAAUGAAACAGGGUGGGCUGGAAGGCGACACCACGAAGGAACUAUUUGAGUUCCUAGCUCAAAAUUGGACUGGGCUUCUGCUCUCCCAGCACAUGGGAGCUAUAAAACAUGAUUAA
Molecule: messenger RNA, 753 nt
Organism: Cryptomeria japonica (Japanese cedar)
Lineage: Eukaryota; Viridiplantae; Streptophyta; Pinopsida; Cupressales; Cupressaceae
Exons: 2
Coding region: 1-753 (250 amino acids)
Source: RefSeq, a predicted model, not a curated record